This is a messenger RNA of Aphanomyces astaci, 288 nucleotides long. RefSeq lists its product as hypothetical. The record is from RefSeq and is a predicted model, not a curated record. The coding region runs from base 1 to 288 and encodes 95 amino acids. NCBI's taxonomy places the organism in Eukaryota, Oomycota, Saprolegniomycetes, Saprolegniales, Verrucalvaceae. The transcript has 2 exons.
AUGAAACCUGCUUCCAUCCUCGUCCUCGCAUCAACCGCGUCGGCUACCGACGCGUCAACCGUGGUCGAAUACAUUGACUUGAGCGCAGGCGACUUCACCGUCCCCGAAGUGUUGAAGGGUUCAUUUGAUAACCAAGUCGCAGCGAAGAACGAAUGGGACGUGGAAGCCAUCGGUGCCCCCGAAGUCUGGUACUCACCCGGCAAGGGAACCGUCGUGGGCUCCAUCGACUUGGGCGACCUGCAUACGCACGAAACCACCAAGCACAACUGGUUGUCGGAAUUGGGCUGA